Drosophila subpulchrella is the source of this 6701-nucleotide messenger RNA. RefSeq lists its product as uncharacterized. Gene Ontology annotation, cellular component: cell surface. The transcript is spliced from 7 exons. Gene Ontology annotation, molecular function: heparin binding. Lineage: Eukaryota; Metazoa; Arthropoda; Insecta; Diptera; Drosophilidae. The record is from RefSeq and is a predicted model, not a curated record. Bases 88 to 6492 code for a protein of 2134 amino acids.
AAACGGUAAAUUGUUUGAACUUUUUUGAUUUCACGUGUUUGCUGUUUUCUUGUUAUUUUCGUUAUUAAUUGUGUUUAUCCGCGGAAAAUGCUUAUUUUGCACCUGCUUCUCUGGCCGGCAAUAUUAGCCAGUGUCCCUUCGACGCCAACCGCGGCCCAAAAAGCCGAGGUGGCCAAGCUGCGAAGCGAACUGGAAAAAGCUCUGGAGGACGACGAUGGAGCACCGCCCGGAGUGAUUGUGGCGCCUAGCUGGACCCAGCCGGCUGGUCACCCGCCCCCUGCCAAAGUCACCAAAGUGAUCGUUGACCACUCCACGCUGACCAGCGCAGCCGCCAUUCGCCAGGAGAUUCAGCAGGCGGUGGCUCACCAGGGCCAAAAGCAGGAGGUACUGCAGCUGGAGGAGCAGCUAAAGGCCAGGGGCAGCACCAAGGAGAGCCCCGCCCAGGUGGCCACCAAUCGCAGCCAGGAGCUGCUGGCGGCAGCUGGCGAGGAGCAGGAAAAACACGAUCACCCACUGGAGGCCAAUGUAGUGGAGUCGCAUGCGGCUUCGCAGGGCAUCGAUUUGGAGCAACUGCAGCGCCUGGAGCUGUCCAAGAGGCGCACUCGCGACAUGCUCAUCCUGGGCGGCAUCGAGGAGCUGCUGAACUUCAGUCUGCCCGCGGACGUGGAUCGCUGGCUGAGCCUGCAGGCCAAUGGCAGCGCCUACCUGGUGGGCCAGCAGCAGGAGGGCUUCCUGGUGCUAACCGAUGACUUCAGGCCCUUGCAGAUCUAUGUCCAUCCCUCUCCCGUGACCGCUUUACUCGGAUUAGAUCGCUGGAACAGCAGGCUGCAUGUGCAGGAGGGUCUGCUGCUGGUGGCCUCCGAGGAUCAGCUCAUCUGGUUCCGCUUAAACGCCAGCCUUGGACUCGUACCCUUUUGGCACUGGCCACUGGGCUCGAAUCUGACCAAGAUGGCCGCCUUCAACUUGGAGGGAAGGGAUUUCCUCGCCCUCGUCGAGAGCCGCACGCUUAGCAUCUACGCCUUUGACCUGGAGGCGGAGGAGUUCUGGAUUGCACAGCGGUUGCAGCUGCCCGAGACGAUCUCCGACUUGGCCAUCCUUGACACGGGCAGGGAACUGCUCCUCGCAGUGGGCCAGUGGGAUGAGGUGCUAAUAUACGCCUGGAGUGCCAGGGGAGAGCCGCUGCAGCUGCGCCAGAAAGUCGGAGCACCUGAAGUGACCGGCAUCACUGCCUUCCAGAUGGGCGGACGCAGCUAUCUGGCGCUGGGUGGCACACUGCCCCAUAUCCUGGUCUAUAUGCAGGGCCAACUGGUGCCGCGCACCAUUCUCGGCCAAAACUUCGGCUUCGUGGAGCACUUCCUGCCCGUUCCCGUGCGCAGUUACCGCGAUGACCUACUCUUGCUCGUCCAGCACCGAGUUGUCUUCGAUCCCCACUCACUGCUCGUUCUGGAGGUUCUGGUGUGGAACGGUGAGGCCUUCGAGGCGGGCUUGCCGCCACCUUGUGGUGCCACAUUCGGAGCAGGCUGCAUGCUGGAUCAGGACCGUGAGUCGGGCAUUGCGGGAUCUGCCCUCCUUCGACGACUGGAUAAGCCGCCUCUGGUGCUGGUGCCCAGGAAACAAGCUGCUUCGGGCAUCUUUCGGCUGGAAACUCAAUUGCUGGCAAGGAAUUCGGAGACACAGGACUUGCAGGAGAUCCGGCAGUUCAUGGAGGAUUGGGUGCUCGAGCAAGACAAGCUGAUUCAGCUAGCCGAGGAGCUCUUGAUGGAAGAGCAGCAGGAUAGUCGGCAUUACGAAGAGGUAUCAACUCCUUUGGUCGUCAACGAGGACGGAAUCAUUGAGGAACUGUUUGUGAAUGAAGCCCGCUGGACGGGAGCGGAUGCUGUUCUGGAUAUGGACGAAUUGAUCCAGCAGACUCUCCAGUUGAGCGAGCAACUGAGUUUCAAGCGAUCGAAGCGUCAGCCAGAGGCCCUCUUCAACUUUCACUACGAGGAACUGGAGGUGGAAGCCAUUGAGGCUGGGGAACUCUUCCUGAAGAGCCUAAACCACUCGCCUUUCUACAUCCAAAACGGCUCCCUGGAGUUACCCCUGGGAAUCCUCAAUGUUCAGCAAUUGCAACUACUGGAAGCUCCAAAGGAGGAGCUCGAUCCCAUCGAGGGCACGGGCACGGGCACGGGCACGGGCACUGAAUCCCACGAGACGCUGCAGCUGGCUGGGGACUUGGAUUGCAUUUUUAUCAAUGGCAUGGCGUGCGAGAAGCUGCUCCAAGAGCUAGUGUGGCGUCAUCAGCCGAUCAAGCUUUCCCAGCUGAGUGUGGAGGGAGCUGUCAUCUUCGAGGAUGCACUGCAUGUAAACUCUCUUAACGAUCUCAGCUUUCCCGGAGAUUUUCUCUGGUCGCAGGGCAACGAGACGAGUGUUGUCCAGGCGCCCAAGGAGUUUAGCCAAACGCUGUCUGUCAAUGCGGUGGACACUUCGGGUACCAUCAACGCGGUGAGUCCGCAGGAUGUCAUCACCCUCAGUGAUUCGCAGGACUGGCCGGGUUGGGUGACCUUCUCGCAUCUGGAGGUUUCCGAGGAGCUGGAGCUUAAUGGAAGCGCCCAGGGACGCCAGUUCGAGGAGGCUCCCUUGAAUCCCACUCUGCUGGAGUCGCGUCUAAUCCAAGCCGACUGCCAUUUCGAUCAGAUUUUCGUCCGCGGACCUGUACGCCUGCUUGGAAAGCUGGACAACGAGAGCUUUGACUCCCUGCUUGGAGAUCUCGUCCAGCGUUCGCCGGACCCCGACCAGGAACUGCUAGUAGUCGGGGCCAAGCGGGUUGAUCAGCUGCUGCUGCCAGUGGAUGCCCAUGUGGCAGAUAAUCAUCUCAGUGGGAUUCCCAUCGAUGACUUUGUGACCAAGCAUACACCGCAAACACUUCGGAAUCUCACUCAACUGGGAGGAUUUGUUUACUUCCAUCAGCUGGAGUUGGGGAAAGACUCCUCCUACGAUGGCGUUCGCCUGGAGGAACUUCUCUCCGAAAGCCUGCGACUGGAUGGGCCAUCUCCUGUGACUUCCCCCCUCACUCGCCUGCGGUUUGUUGGUCCUCCUCCGGAAUUCAGCAGCCUGCAGGUGGACAGCACUUUAAAUGGUGUGCCGCUGUCCAGUGGCUACCAGCUGCUCCAUGAACCGCUCUAUCUGAACAGAGCCAACUUCAGUCGCCUGGAGGCUGAGCAGGCUCAGGUGAACCACAAUGUGGUUGGAGGCGGACUUCUGAACGGGCGAAACCUGGGCGAUCUGCUCCGAGAGCAACCUCGCACUUGGUCGGGUGAAGUGCAUGUCCAGGAACUGUUCCUACCCCAAGGAGUGCAAGCGAAUCAGCUGCAGGGCAUAAAGGCGAAACUUCUGCUGGACUUUCUGGAGCAGCUGGACGAACUGCCGCUGCUGAUCCUCCAGGGUCGCCUGCAAGUGGAGCACAUCGCCGUCAGCGGCUCAGUGCAAGUGGUGGGAAACUUGAACAGCCGAAACUUGAACGAGCUCCAGAGGCAGGUGGUGUGGUUGGAUAAACCCAACGAACUAAGAACGCGUUGGAUUCUGAAAGACCCUCCCCAGUUCCAGGGAAAUCUCCAAAUCCUGGGCAGCUUUAACGAUCGCCUACUGCCGGAAUUGCUGGAUGACAUUGUGCUGCGCUCUGACGGGCAGGAGGUGCUCCAAAUCGAGGGCACCAAAAGCUUCCUGGCUCCCGUGCACGUGGAGGAACUUCAAUUGGCCGCUCUCAAUGGGAUUCCCUUCGAACGUCUGGCCAACAAGGUGAAUCCGCUUAACCUGACGGGAAAUGUCCGAGUUCUGGGACGACUCUUUGUGGAGGAUCUGCAUCUAAAUGGUGGGGUAAAUGAGGAUGCUGACUUCCCCAGUCAAUUGGAGCAACUUCUUGGUUGGGAUCCGACUAAGCAAAGCUUCAUUCAUCGUGGAGUAGUGGAACUGCCAAGGAAGCAACUGGACAAUCUUGUGGUGCUGGGCCACUUGGGAAACCGCAGCCAAGAGCCUGUGCGGGAACUCUUUGACCAGCUGAUCUUCAAGCAGCAGGAGAGGAUUCACCUGCAGGGCCACAAGACCUUUACGGGACGUGUCCGCAUUGAAGAUGGGGCAUACAUAAAUAAACUGAAUGGUCUCGAUCUGGAGCAGCUCCUGGGAUCUCUAAUCUAUGUGGAUUCCCCGGAGGAGGUUGUUUUGGAAACACCCAUCCGCUUUGCAGCUCCCGUUAAAAUGGAUAACCUGCAGGCAGAUCGUCUUGUACUCGCUGGAGAGCUGCUCGAUGGAUGCAAUGUGAGCCAGUGGCUCCGGGACACCAUUCGUGUGGAUCGCGACUUUCGAUGGCCCAACAUUUCCUUUGCGAAGGGAUCGCUGGACGGGAAUUCAUUGGAGGUGGAGAAGCUUAACCAAGUGGAUCUUUCGCGAGUUGUCACCCAGCACACGGAGCAGCACCUAAGUGAUCCCCUCCAGGCAGAGGACCUCAUUCUUGAUGGUCAACUGGUGGUGCGGGGCAAGGUCAAUGGCCAGAAUCUAUCCGAGGAGUAUGCCAACACUUUGAUGACUAACCCCUUGAAGGAGCAGCACGUGGAGACGCCCCUAUUUCUGUCCAGCAUUUUGGUCAGCGGAUCUCUGGAGGUUACUCCUCCCGUUAGCGGCCUCAACCUGAGCGAUGUGGCCACUUUGGAGGAAGAUCCAGUGCGCCUGCAGUCGCCCCUGUAUUUUGCCACCCUCCAUGCUCCGUUUUUGAAAGCGGAUCAGAACAUAAACGGAUUCAAUUUCAAGGAUUGGUACGAAGGAAGUCUGUGGGCGCGGGGCAGGGAGCAGCAGGAGAUCAGCGGCAACUGGCGGGUUAAGAAACUGCAGGUGAAGCAGGCGGAUGAGCUGCGACCACGUCGACAAACUGCCGAGGAGAGCUACCAGGAGUUGUGCGAGGGUUUGGCCAGGAUCCUUCUGCCCUAUCAAGUGCAGAAGCUGCGCAAGAGUUUCUCCUUGAAGCAGGAGGAGGAUCAGGAAGAUAUUCGUCGGAUUUUUGCUUUGGAGGCACCCGGAGGCAUCAGUUACCUUCUGGUUAACGAGCAAGGCUGCUGGACCCGCAUCCAUCGAUGGAAUGGCACCGCAUUCGGUCGAUCCGGUGCCUUCCAGAGCGGACCCAUCGACGAAGUGGCUGUUUUGAGGGUGGGCAACAAGAGUUCCAACCAGGAGUUCUCCUUCAUGACCAGCUACGAGAUGCAGGAUGAUGAGCAAGAAGCUAGCAGGAACUGCAGCGGGCUGAAGCCCAUACUUUUAAGCUGGAAAGUGAACAAGACAAGGGAUACCGAGCAGAUGGAUAUACCAGCGGACACCUUAAGAAAUCUAAGGGAGCAACACGAGCAGCUCAAGAAUCCGCUAGUGCCAAAUCCCAGUUACCAGCAGGCCAUCAAGUACCUCAAGCGACCCACCAUCGAAUCUCAGUUGGGUUCGCAGUGGCAGGAGCAAAGGGAACUGGAUCCCACGGAAUUGGCCAGAAUGCGAAGACGCCUGCUGGACAACCUGGAGUUCCGGCUGCAGGCGGAGGUAAACAUCACCCAGCUGAGUAUUCCCGAGAGCGAUCUGUUCGACGAGCACCUGGUGGAGGACUUCCUGGAGCUCAUGCGCCAGCUGCACAGCCUGCGACGUCGUCUGAACACCGACACUCUACCGCUGCCGGAUACGCCGGCCAAAGUCCUGGCCGCUCGGAGUGCCCAGCUCAUCUGGCCCACGCUGCAGGAGUUGCGGGGAAUGGCGAAUGAAAACGACACUGGUCUCCAGGAGCUCGUGCUUGAGCAGACGCUGCUGGAUGUGCUGGCCUUGGCCAACGAUGAGAAUGGAUCAGGGGAUGAUGAGAAGCUGCAUGCCGUCAUUGAGAGAUUGAGAAGCCUAAGGGAGGAGCUCCAUCAGGCGGAGCGAGACCAAGAGGAAGCUGCAGGCUCCUCUUCGGACAAGGAAGAGCAGUUUCUGCCGCUUCCCAGAGCCGACUGGAGACCCGUCGCCACCCUUCGCCUGAUUGUGGGGCCCUCCAGUCGUGCCCGGCUCCUCUACGCCCGUCUGACCGUUGUGACACCGAAGAAUGGCCCUCCACCGACCACGCCCUCCACUGCCCCAGCCGCCCACAUCCAGCUGCAUCAUGCCAAUGGAUCACUCUUUCAAUCCCUGGCUGCGGAGCGUGGAGCCCGCCACCUGACCACUUUGCGGGUGCGGGAUGAGACGCUGCUGGCCUUCGUGGAGGGUUGCUGCCGGAUACGGGUGCUAAUCUACCGCGGAGUUCAGGGAUUCGUGGACUUUUCCCGUUUUCGAGCACCUCGCAAUGUGGGUGGGAAUGGCGAUGGAGAGGUGUUGCAAUUACUAUCCCUACGCUUGUCCCUCAACCGACCACCGGGAGCCAUGUACUCCUUGGCUGUGGUCCAGGCCAGGCGCGUCACUUUCUACGAACUGGUAAUAGCCGGAUUACUAGAACCGUGGAUACAAUGCCCAUAGGCGGAAAUCUUUCGGAGAUUCGCUUGAAGGAAUUUGUUUGUUUCGCAUAUUUCACAUAAAACGUGUUUGGAAUUGAUGUUAUAGCUAGGAUCGUUCAGUUAGAUCUUUGUAUGAGGUUAUCACAUGUGAAUUUAUAAAGAUAAUUGUUUUCUUGGUUGUAAAUUAAAUGUUAAGGUGUUAAUGUUAAUAAACAUAACUGUUUUCUUAAA